Molecule: messenger RNA, 3432 nt
Organism: Carassius gibelio (silver crucian carp)
Lineage: Eukaryota; Metazoa; Chordata; Actinopteri; Cypriniformes; Cyprinidae
Gene: epyc
Product: epiphycan
Exons: 10
Coding region: 201-2495 (764 amino acids)
Molecular function (GO): protein binding
Source: RefSeq, a predicted model, not a curated record
ACCUUCACACAUACAGACAGGUAGGGCACAGGGUUCUGGGAGUGUGUGCACACGUACACAUCGCACACAUCCAGAAGUAUCCACACACAGAUACACACUCACCGUGAGUGACCCAUUGCCAUUGGCCAGGCCCACCAACCCUCUGCCUGUCCGAGCUGAAGAACAGGACCAUUUGGGAAAGGAGGAGAAAGAGCAGGAAGAUGGUAACGCUGAGGUUGAUGUGGGGACUCCUGGUCCUGUGUGUGGUGGCAGCCUCUCCCCGCAGAUACGUCCGACAAGCAGAACUAGAUAAAUUUUACAACAACAAUGUGGAUUUAGACCUGAAUGUGGAUACCGAUGAUGUCUAUGACUAUUAUGAUGGAAUUGAUGAACCACAGAUAGAGAUUGGCACCUUGAGACCUGAUGAGGACGUUGAUCCUUCACAUCAUGCCUCAUUGGAGGAAGAAGAAGAGGAGGAGGUGGAGCAUGUGGAGCCUGAAGAAAGGAGGACAGCUGAGGGGAGUGAAGACAAUGAAUUACCCAUAAAGCCUCAGCUUAUUCCAUCGGGCUCUGGGGAGUCAGGGACUCUGAUGGGCCCUAGUGCACAGGGAGAGGAGGAGCUUCGUCUGACGCCCAUUGACAUCCUUCAGAUUUCUGGGGACAUUUCGGGUUCUGGUGACUCGGGCUCUGGAGACUUACUUGAUGAAAAAGCGUCCGGUUCUGGAGAGCCUUUGGGCUCUGGAGGUUCUGGGGACUCUGGGGACAUAUCAAGUUCUGUGGACUCAGAGGACCUUGGUUCUGGAGUCUCUGGGCUUUUUGGUUCAGGCAUAAUAUUGAUCUCAGGUGGAGAGGAGGAGCUCCACUUGAUGGUUGAAAACAUUCCACACGAGGCCUCUGGGGAUUUUGGAGAGUCUGGAAUCUCUUUGGUAUCUGGAGCUUCUGGGUUCCCUGAGCUGUCAGGCGAGCCUUCCGCCUCUGGGGUUCUUGGAGAUCCUGUGGCUUCUGUUGUACUUGAGGGAUCAGGAGAGUCUGGGGCUUCUGGAGUACCUGAGCUGUCAGGAGAGUCUGGGCUCUCUGAGGUGCCAGAGGUUUCCGGAUAUUCCGGGACCUCCGGGCUGCUUGAGAAAUCUGGAGAGCCUGAGGCAUCUGGGAUGCCUGCGGCAUCUGGAGGACCUGAGGCAUCUGGAGAGCCUGAGAUCUCUGGGUCGCCUGAGGUAUCUGGAGAGCCUGAGGCAUCUGGGUCGCCUGAGAUCUCUGGGUCGCCUGAGGCAUCUGGGUCGCCUGAGAUCUCUGGAGAGCCUGAGGCAUCUGGGUCGCCUGAGAUCUCUGGAGAGCCUGAGGCAUCUGGGUCGCCUGAGAUCUCUGGGUCGCCUGAGGCAUCUGGGUCGCCUGAGAUCUCUGGAGAGCCUGAGGCAUCUGGGUCGCCUGAGAUCUCUGGGUCGCCUGAGGUAUCUGGAGAGCCUGAGGCAUCUGGGUCGCCUGAGAUCUCUGGGUCGCCUGAGGUAUCUGGAGAGCCUGAGGCAUCUGGAGAGCCUGAGAUCUCUGGGUCGCCUGAGGCAUCUGGAAAGACUGAAAUCUCUGGGCUGCCUGAUGCAUCUGGAGAGCCUAAGAUCUCUGUGGUGCUUGGGGUCCCUGAAAAGCCUGGACCCUUUGAUGUUGAAUUUGUUUUAAAAAAGCCUAGGGUCCCCGAAGAGUCUAAACAGCCCGAGGUAACUUUGGAAUCAGGAGAGUCUGGGAGCACAGAGGAGUCUGGGGUGACAGAGGCCCCAGUCAUCACAAACGAAAUAUUAAUACCCGACUUAGAUAAAGAGGAGGAGAUACUCCUAACUACCCCGACCACUCCCUUGGAGGGGACUGGGGUACCUGAUAUUGACAUAGAUACAACAGGUAUGGGUACCUGUUUGCUCUGCACCUGCCUGGUCGGAUCUGUGUACUGUGAUGACCUGAAGUUGCACCAUGUUCCUCCCCUCUCCAAAGAAACCACUCAUUUCUAUGCCCGCUACAACAAAAUUGCUAGGAUCGGCAAGUCUAGCUUCGCCAACCUGAAUAAAUUAAAGAGGAUCGAUCUGACUAGCAAUGGCAUUUCCUGGAUUGAUGAUGAUGCUUUCUUUGGCCUUCCUGCUCUGGAGGAAUUGGUAUUACGAGAGAAUAGUAUUAGACAACUUCCUGCUCUGCCACACUCUAUGAUCCUUAUUGAUGCCUCUCUCAACCACCUGGGCAGCACUGGCAUUCAGAGAGAAGCUUUCAAGGACAUGCCAGGGCUACUUUACCUUUACUUGACGGACAACAACAUAGACCACAUCCCGGUUCCUUUGCCUGACAGUCUGCGCUCUCUGCACCUACAGAAUAACAAUAUCCAAAUGAUGCAUGAGGACACCUUCUGCAAUCCACAUGACUUGAAUUACAUCCGCAAUGCUCUAGAGGACGUUCGCCUGGACGGUAAUCCCAUCAACCUCAGCAGAACCCCACAGGCCUACAUAUGUUUGCCACGUAUCCCCAUUGGUGCCCUUAUUUAAGUGGAGAAAACGCACAUUCAAAUGCACGUGUACAAAACUCACACGUAUGCACAUGCAUCAAAACUCCUCUGUGUGUACCUCUCUCUCCUUUUUUUUUUUCUUUUUCUUUUUUUUUUACUUUGGGCCCAAGCAAACACUUGGAUAUGAAUGGCUGUAUUUAAAGGAGGUUGGCAUAAAUACAUAAACUCACACUCUCACAGGAGUUCUGGUGGACACUUCCAACUCUACGCUGCUUGUGUUUCUACCUUUUUACACAGUGCAUACUUUUCAUAAUGUAGGUGGAUCUGGAUUUAUGACGUCUCCCAAACACAUAUGUGUCUAGCCUCGUAAACAAUCUCUUUUAGAGAAACAGAGAACCAUGCAUAACUCCGUAAGUUUUUUUAUUUAUCAAAUACUAGUGAACCUUUGAGGAAAACAAGAUGUCAUUAAUUUACAAGUGCAAAUACGAACCAAGCCGCACAAAAACCCUCUUUUUGUGUGCUGUGCUGGUUGCCUGUCUGGGGUUAGCUGCAAUAGCCAGCCCGAAUUGUUUAAAUAUAUUUGUUUUGUAAAUGAAAUAUUGUUAAUAUUCAUAUAGAAUUUAACAAAUGUUUAUCAUAAUUAGCAUAACCUAAUUGAAGCUGGCGCUCACUUCAUUUUUUGAAAGGUAAAUUUGACUAAUGCAAUAAAAGAAGCAGUCUAACGAUGAAUUUGUUGUAAAGUCUGUACUGUAAUAUAUAUAUAAGCUGUUUUCUGUUUUUUAUGAGAACUGCAAUAUUUUGGAAUAUCACAAUUCAAGCUGUUGUUAUGACCAAAGGCCUUCAAAAUGAACAUUUCAGAACUGUUGUAUUAGCUGAGGGGUUUGAGAAUGGCUGGGGGGGUAAAUAUUAGCUCAGCAUUGUGUGUUUUGUAUGGAAAUAAUCACACCGAAUAAAGUUUUCUGAUGACCUCUACAAAA